AUGUGAUUGGUUACGCGCUGUCCCCUCCCACUUUCUCGCAGAGCCCUUCAGCGAAGGGACCCAAAGCGAUUGAGCCCGCGUGGCUACCUGGAUCACGCCUUUCCCACAAUGGCGCCUAACGGCGAUUUAAUGGGGGCUGCCGAAGAUGUUGCUGAUCAGUUUUUGCGCAUGACAAAGCAUGUACUACCUCAUCUGGCCCACCUCUGCCUAAUCAGCACAUUUUUGGAAGAUGGCAUCAGGAUGUGGUUCCAAUGGAAUGAGCAGCGGGACUACAUCAACUUAUCUUGGGGAAGCGGUGUAUUUUUAGCCACACUUUUUGUGUUAAUCAAUAUGUGUGGACAGUUGGCUGGAUGUGUGUUUGUCCUAACAAGAAAGUUUGUUCCUUAUGCAUGCUUUGGCCUGUUUGGAAUUAUUUUUAUGCAGACAAUUGCUUACAGUAUUUUAUGGGACCUCAAGUUCUUAAUGAGGAAUUUGGCUCUUGGGGGUGGAUUGCUUUUGUUACUUGCAGAAUCUCGCUCUGAGGGGAAAUCUAUGUUUGCUGGAGUUCCUACUGUGGACGAUAUCUCACCACGGCAGUACAUGCAACUUGGCGGCCGGUUACUCCUUGUUCUCAUGUUCAUGACACUCCUGCAUUUUGAACUCAGUCCUUUCACUAUUUUCCAAGAUAUUUUUGGCAUGGCUCUUAUCAUUUUGGUAGCCAUUGGCUUCAAGACCAAGCUUGCUGCUCUUACUCUGGUCAUCUGGCUUUUCAUCAUCAACCUGAUCCAGAAUGCCUUCUGGCACGUCCCCAACUUCAGUCCCCUUCAUGAUUUCCUCAAGUAUGACUUUUUCCAGACCAUGUCUGUCAUUGGUGGCCUGCUGCUUGUUGUGGCAUUAGGACCUGGGGGAGUUUCCAUGGAUGAGCACAAGAAGAAAUGGUGAAGAUGGACCCUAUAGGUAUAGGCUUUAGUGGUGGGGAGGGGGAGGGUUGGAUGGAAAAAGGGAGAGGAGAUAAACUACUGCUUUUACAACCUGUGUAAUCUUUGACUCUUGAGAUUUAUCAUAGUUCACAGUUGCCUUAUCAGGGUAGGAAAGCUUUUGUUUUCCACCCUGUUUGAGACAUGUAAAUUAAAAUCAAAUUAUAUAUGCA
This is a messenger RNA of Ahaetulla prasina, 1129 nucleotides long. Its product is annotated as surfeit locus protein 4-like. Lineage: Eukaryota; Metazoa; Chordata; Lepidosauria; Squamata; Colubridae. The coding region runs from base 109 to 921 and encodes 270 amino acids. The transcript has 6 exons. The record is from RefSeq and is a predicted model, not a curated record. Gene Ontology annotation, biological process: Golgi organization. Gene Ontology annotation, cellular component: membrane; endoplasmic reticulum-Golgi intermediate compartment; endoplasmic reticulum.